Lithohypha guttulata is the source of this 456-nucleotide messenger RNA. RefSeq names its product Ubiquitin-conjugating enzyme E2 2 (gene UBC2). The transcript is spliced from 3 exons. Gene Ontology annotation, molecular function: ubiquitin conjugating enzyme activity. The record is from RefSeq and is a predicted model, not a curated record. NCBI's taxonomy places the organism in Eukaryota, Fungi, Ascomycota, Eurotiomycetes, Chaetothyriales, Trichomeriaceae. Gene Ontology annotation, cellular component: HULC complex. Gene Ontology annotation, biological process: protein polyubiquitination; DNA repair; proteasome-mediated ubiquitin-dependent protein catabolic process. The coding region runs from base 1 to 456 and encodes 151 amino acids.
AUGUCGACCUCCGCACGGCGUCGCCUCAUGCGUGACUUCAAGCGAAUGCAAACAGACCCUCCUGUCGGUGUGUCGGCGUCGCCUAUUGCAGACAAUGUGAUGACAUGGAACGCAGUCAUAAUAGGACCGGCCGAUACACCUUUCGAGGACGGUACAUUUCGACUUGUUAUGCAAUUCGAAGAGGCAUACCCCAACAAGCCACCGGGAGUCAAGUUUGUGUCUACUAUGUUCCAUCCAAACGUCUAUAGCACAGGCGAAUUGUGUCUGGAUAUUCUGCAAAACCGAUGGAGUCCGACCUACGAUGUUGCUGCGAUCCUCACGAGUAUCCAAAGUCUACUGAACGAUCCCAACACUAGCAGCCCUGCCAACGUUGAGGCAAGCAACCUGUACAAGGAGAACCGAAGAGAGUACAACAAGCGGGUCAAGGAAACAGUUGAGAAGAGUUGGGAGGAUUAA